Messenger RNA from Closterium sp. NIES-65, 4269 nucleotides. NCBI's taxonomy places the organism in Eukaryota, Viridiplantae, Streptophyta, Zygnematophyceae, Desmidiales, Closteriaceae. The record is from the annotation of a GenBank genome assembly.
AUGGCUACCCCUAGUGUCCUCGCUUUUGACGCUGAGGGUCGGGCCAUUGACUUUGAGGUCUGGGUAGAUGACCUACAGCUGUUCUUACAGUGCGAUAGGGCGGACGGCCUCUCUCUCUUUGACCUUACCUCUGGCGCUUCCCCUGCCCCUGCUGCUGAUGCUGACGCCACUGUUCGCUCCCAGUGGGCCACGCGCGAUGCUGCUGCACGUCUUGCUGUGCGUCACCACCUCCCUACCUCCAAGCGUGCGCACUUUAAUCAGUACAAGAGUGCUCAGACCUUGUACGACGCUGUAGUCGCGCGCUACUCCUCCCCUGCCACUGCUGCACUGAGCCGUCUUAUGCUACCGUACCUCUUCCCUGACCUUGCUGCCUUUCCCACCGUUGCUGACCUCAUUACACACCUCCGCACUAGUGACACUCGCUACCGCGCUGCACUUCCUGCUGACUUCUGCACCGCGAACCCCCCCCCCAUGUACAUCACUCUGUACUUCCUAGUCACUCGCCUCCCUGACUCUCUUCGAGUAGUCAGGGACCACUUUCUCUCAGUCUGUCCCACCACACUCACUGUCGAUCUCCUCGAGAAGGCUCUCUUAGCAGCGGAGAAGAGUAUAGUCGCUGUAGGAGCCUCUCGAGGUGACCCGCGCACUCCCAUCUUUGAGGGGUGUUCCCCCUCCCCCCUGCUGCCCUCUAUUGCCUCUGCUGCUACGGCCGACCUCCUUGGUCUUGAGUCUAUCGGUGCGGCGUCUGCCCCUAGCGGGAGACGCCGCCCUGGCAAGGGCAAGGGGGGCAAGGGAGCUGGAGGAGCGGGCGGUGGAGGUGGAGGUGGAGGCGGUGGGGGUAGUGGGGGUGGCGGUGGGAGUGGAGGUGCGGGUGGGGGGGUCGGUGGCGGCGGUGUAGGCGGAGGCGGCGACGGCGGUGGCGGUGGGAGCGGAGGUGGCGGUGGAGGCGGCGGUGGAGGCGGCGGUGGAGGCGGCGGCAGUAGCGGAGGCGGCCGAGGCGGUGGGGGUGGCGGUGGAGCUGGUCGCGGGCCUUCGCAGAGGAGUGGCUCCGGUAGUGGCGCGCGCCAGCAGCAGCAGCGCGAUCGUGAGACCCUGUCCCCUCAGCAGCUCCGUGAGUGGGCGGGUGUUGCCAUCUUUGAUCUUGACUUUGAUGCUAUUCUCUCUGCCAUGUAUGCUGUGUCUCAUAGUGAUGAGGGUGACUGCUACCGCUGUUUCCCGCCCGAUCCGGGCAUUGAGGCUGCUGCCCUAGGAGCUUGCGACGCUGCUGCUCUAGGUGCUAGUGUGUCUGCGUCCUCAGGUACUGGUGAGUCUGCGCUCUCAGGUACUACGUCGGCUUUGGCCUCCCUCACCUUCACUCUUGACUCUAGGGCGUCUUGCUCCUUCUUUCGGGACUGCACCACACUCACGCCGCUUGGUCGGCCGGUUGCGGUGUCUCUGGCUGACCCCUCCGGGGGUCCUGUACUGUCUCGCUUCUCCACAGUCCUCCCGUGUCCGGCGGCUCCCUCUGGCACCCGGUCUGGUCUCUACCUCCCCUCGUUCUCGACGAACCUGGUGAGUGGUGCUGACCUACAGGAUGGGGGAGUACACCAGUUCACUCCUGCGCGUCAGCGGGUGACCCAAUGUACAGAGGCUAGCACAAGCCGGCACCUGGCUACCUUUACCCAUCAGCCGGGGUCGAGCCUAUACACACUGACCACUGCGUCUCCUCCCGUUACUGAGUCUGGUAGAGUCGCUUCGUCCGAUCAGGUGUUUGCUGCAGCGUCUAGGUCUGGUCCUGAGUCUGCCCCCUGUUCGUGUCGUCUCUUGUCUCAUGAGACUCUCCUCUGGCACCACCGUCUUGGUCACCCCUCUCUGCUUCGGCUCAGAGGCAUGGCCUCCCUUCUUCUUGUGUCUGGUCUCCCCCGGUCCCUCCCUCCCCUUCCUCAGGGCCCUGGCCCUGCCUGUGUCCCCUGUGUCGAGGGGCGCCAGCGGGCUGCCCCUCACUCCUCCCAGUUUCCUCCGACAGAGGCCCCGUUGCAGACGCUUCACAUGGACGUGUGGGGCCCGGCCCGCGUCCGUGGACAGGGUCACGAGCGCUACUUCCUGCUCGUUGUUGACGACUACUCGCGUUACACCACGGUCUUCCCCUUGCGCAGCAAGGGUGAUGUCACUGAGGUGCUGAUCGACUGGAUCAGCGCGGCUCGUCUCCAGCUCAGGCCGAGCUUUGGCUCGGACUUCCCUGUUAUGCGUCUGCACUCUGACAGAGGCGGAGAGUUUUCCUCUGGCCUACUGCGAGCCUACUGUCGCGCACGAGGCAUCCGUCAGACCUUCACGCUUCCGGACUCACCGCAGCGAAAUGGGAUUGCUGAGCGCCGCAUUGGCAUGGUCAUGGACGUCGCUCGUACGUCUAUGAUGCAUGCGGCUGCCCCCCAUUUUCUGUGGCCGUUUGCGGUCAGGUACGCAGCGCAUCAGAUCAACCUCCACCCCAGGGUCUCCAGGCCGGAGACCUCCCCAGCCUUACUGUGGACGGGGAAGGUUGGCGAUGCGUCGGCGUUCUGGGUUUGGGGAUCUCGGGCGUUUGUCCGCGACUUGUCUGCGGACAAGCUGUCCCCUCGUGCUGCUCCUUGCGUCUUCCUGGGGUUCCCCCCUGACGCGCCUGGGUGGCAGUUUUACCACCCCACCUCUCGACGUGUUCUGUCCUCCCAGGACGUCACGUUUGACGAGUCGGUCCCCUACUACCGCCUCUUCCCCUACCGCACUCCGUCCCUCCCCCCACCCCCGCUCUUCCUUGUACCAGGUCCCCCCCAGGUAGACUCCCUCCCCCCUCAGGGUCGUGCCCCUUCAGGUGUGUCCCAGGUAGACGCAGUCGAGCCUGUCGAGGUCACUGGUGACUCUGGUGCUGCUAGGGGUGCUGAGCCUGGGGGUGCUCGACCUGGGGGUGCGGAGUCUGGGGGUGCUGAGCCUGGGGGUACUGCAUCUUGGGGUGGUGAGCCUGGGGGUACUGAGCCUGGGGGUGCUGAGCCUGGGGGUGCUGAGCUUGGGGGUGCUACGCCUGGGGGUGCUGAGCCUGGAGGUGCUACGCCUGGGGGUGCUGAGCCUGGAGGUGCUACGCCUGGGGGUGCUGGGAGUGGAGGUGCUCCGCCUGGAGGUUCUCCGGGUGCUUCUUCUCGCCGGGAGCCACUCUCUCCACAGGAGGUGCGCGAGUGGUUUGCCCGGCGCUGGCGCCGUACUGCUGGUGCUGGAGGUUCUUCGGCUGCUGAGGGUGCUGCGGUCGCGGUUCCCGGAGGUGCUCGUACUGGGAGUACUGGAACUGCUGGGCCUACGGGUUCGACUGGAGCUGGUGCUGCUGAGGGAGUUGGCGCUGAGACUACCGCUGGCGGUCCUACUGGGGGUGCUCCUGGUGCUGCUGGAGGUGCUGCUGGAGCGGGUGCUCCUGCUGAGGGUACUGGUGUUGUCCCUGCUGCUUCGGGCGUCCUCACGCGGCCUCGACCGUACUUUGUUCCACUCCUGCAGCAGGUUCUUGGUCUUCCUCCUUCUACUGGUCCUCCUCCUCCCUUAGAGUGUCCACAGCCUGUCCCGUCACAGUCACAGCUACAGCCUGCCUCCCCUCUGCCUGCUCCUUCUCCCUACGCUGGUCCUACUGGAGGUCUUACUGACAUCGUGAGCCUGCGUCUCGCCCUGCGUCGCCUGUCCGUGCUGCUCGCGCUAGUGGUCGCGUCGGACUCUCUUCAUGCUGCCAGUCCUACUGUCACGCGUCUCCUUGCUACUGUUGUCACUGACCCUUCUUUCGAGUCUACUGCUGCGUCUGCUCUCGUUACUGAGCUCGUCGACUUUGCUGCUCGCUGUCGCUUAGACUACGCUGCUAGUCUUGUUGCUGAGUCUGAGUCUGUCUGUCCUCCAUCCGUCGGGGGUGAGUGUGCCCUUGGCAUGGACGUCCUUGAGGACAGGCAGGAGGAGUUCCAGUGUCUGGCAGCUGCUUCACCUCAUCUCGUGUCCGUACUGCUUACCCCUGAGGGAGACCCGGAUGCACUUGACAUCCCGACUCCGCGCUCUUACGCGGAGGCGAUAGAGGGUCCCUACUCCUCUCUGUGGCAGGCAGCUAUGGAUGCAGAGAUGGCUUCCUGGAAGUCCACAGGCACCUACGUUGACGCUGUCCCCCCUCCUGGGGCGAACAUCGUCAGUGGCAUGUGGAUCUUCAGGGUGAAGCGGCCGCCGGGUUCUCCGCCUGUCUUCAAGGCGCGUUACGUGGCUCGUGGCUUCAGUCAGCGGCAGGGAGUUGACUACUUUUAG